UUAUGUUUGUUGGUGUUUGCUUUUGUUCAAUAUUAGCGACCUUUGGGUUUCCGUACAUGUUUACUGCAAUAUAGAUGUUUUUUUUAAAAACAAUAAGACAGUUAUAGAUUUUCUAGAUGUUUAAUUUUGCCUGUAAAUAAGUCUCAGUGCCCGGUGUAGUUUUGUGUUUUGGAGUGAGAGAGGAAAUUCCAGGCUGAUUAGCAUCGCAGUGUUUCUUCCUGCACUGGAACUUCAGGUGUUCUGGUGGAGGGUAUUUUCAGCAGAUUAGGGAUGGGGUCGCUCGGGAGUCGUUUUCAAGCCUCUGCCCGCCACCUAGGCGAGAUGCCGCAGCCUCACUGCGCAGGAAGCACACACACCUGUGAGUGCAAGAAGAGGAAACGAAGCUCACACUGCGAGUGUGACAGUGAGCAGGAGGAUGAGGACAGUCUGCUGGACACACCAUGCAGGAAGAAGCUAAAAAGCACGUCUAAGUACAUUUAUCAAACUCUCUUCCUGAACGGGGAGAACAGUGACAUCCGGAUCUGUGCUCUCGGCCAGGAGUGGAACCUGCACAAAGUUUACCUGUGUCAGUCGGGAUAUUUCUCUAGCAUGUUCAGCGGCUCCUGGAAGGAAUCCAACAUGAUGGUCAUUCAGUUGGAGAUCCCAGAUCAGAAUAUCGACACAGAAGCUCUACAGGUGGUGUUUGGCUCCCUCUACAGGGACGAUGUUCUGAUCAAACCCAGCCGAGUUGUCAGUAUCCUGGCUGCUGCUUGCAUGCUCCAGCUGGAUGGACUGAUCCAGCAGUGUGGUGAAACCAUGAAGGAGAACAUCAGUGUGAAGACGGUGUGUGGCUUCUACGCUGCUGCUAACAUCUACGGCCUAGACUCUGUCACGAAGAAAUGUUUGGAGUGGCUUCUCAAUAACCUGAUGACUCACCAGAAUGUGGACCUCAUGAAAGAGCUAGGGGUUGAAAUCAUCGAGCAGCUAAUUAAAUCGUCGGAUCUUUUCGUCAUGCAAGUGGAAAUGGACGUGUACACCGCUCUGAAGAAGUGGAUGUUCCUGCAGCUUAAUCCGUCAUGGGAUGGUCCUAUCAAGCAGCUACUGGUCGACGCAGACACGUGGCUAUGUAAAAGAAGAAGCGAGCUGGGAGAGGACGAGCCGUUUCUGUGCACGGAGCAGGGUUCGCCUUUUACCCCCGUUUUCAGACACAUACGCCUACAGUACAUCAUCAACGACCUGGCCUCGGCCCGCAUCCUCGAGAGGGAUAACAUCAUUCCAUCUGACUGGCUGUCCAGGAUUUACAAGCAGCAGUGGUUCGCCAUGCUUCGAACAGAGCAUGACAACGACAAUGGACCCCAAGAGGCCAAUAAGGAGGAAUUUGAGCAGAACAGCAUGCGCUGCGGUCGAAAGUUAAACAAAGAUGGCGAUUACUGCUGGAGAUGGACAGGUUUUAAUUACGGGUUCGAUCUGCUGGUCACUUAUACCAACCGCUUCAUCGUUUUCAAGAGGAAUACGCUCAGUCAGCCGUGCGGGGGCGCGGUCAGCCUGCAGCCACGACGACACAUUGCUUUCAGGUUACGGCUGGCGUCGUUUGACAGCUGCGGAAAACUGAUCUGCAGCCGAUCCACAGGCUACCAGCUGCUCACUCUGGAGAAAGAUCAGGAGUAUGUGGUGAUGAAUCUGGAUAGCCGUCUCCUGUCUUUCCCGCUGUAUGUCUGCUGUAACUUCCUGUACACGUCUCCCUCCCCUGAGCGCCGCACCGAAACCAGCGAAUCGGAAAGUAGCACCCGGAGCAAGUCGUGACGCUCCAGCCGAUAAACUGAUCUUAUGACACCAUCACUUCCUAGCACUCACUCACUUUUUUUUUUAAUUGAUUUUGUAUACUUUGCGUUAUUUUUACGUUUUUUUAAGUGUGUAUACUGAUUGUAUUAAUUAGUUUUAUUUUGAUUUUAUAUUUAUUUCAGAAUUUUAGUUUUUUUAUGAUUUUGGUAUCAUUAAACCCAAAACGAACCACAGACACAGCAAAUGCUUGUUACAAUUUAAUUUCUGUUGUUGAAAUGAGUUUUGUAUGAAGUUAACAUGCCUGUGUACUGUGUACAGCUCUGAAUUUGCCAGGCAUUCCUAUUUAUUCAAUGUUUUUGUACUGCUUAAGGAAAAAGAAACUGGUGCUUUUUUUAAAAUACAGGUUUUUCUUCCGGUGCAGCUCUACAUCAAGUUAGACAGAUAUCACUAAUGAACAAUUGGCCAUGUCAUAUAUUCCAUUAUUUUGUAAUUAGAUAAUUUUGUAAAUAUUGAUUAGUAUGUUAAAUGUAGAUGACGUGUGCUUUAUGGACCAAAAUAAAGUCAUCAUUCAGGCACAAGGAUCUAAUCAGUGCUGGCUGAUGUGUGUGUGAUCAGGAGAGAGCCUAAUCACAAAAAAUAAAAUGUAAAAAAAAAAAAAAAUGGUCAUUUAAAUGAAUGUCUUGAAUUGUCAUCUCUUUGAUUCUGCUGGGUUUUUUAUAUAUUAUAAUACAAGAAAAUGUUUUCUUUUAUCAAAUAAAUAAGUCAAAUCAACUAAAAGGUUUCACCAAUAAAGAGGGAAAAAAUCAGAAAGUGCAGAAAUCCACAAAAAACAAACCCACAGUUUAUGUACAAGUUAAAGGACGGUGAAGUCCUUCAUUAAUCUUACAGUAAAAAUUUUGCACAAAUGUUACACAGACAGAGCCAAUUUGAAGAAAAGAUUUGCUGAUUCUCUUAAACCAGACAAUCAAAAAUAAAGCGUUUCCAUUAGAGCUAUGAAACAUCAUGGUAGACUGCCAAUUAGAUUUAAUUAAUUUCAGUAGCUGUAUAUAUUGCCGUUUUAUUUCAGGCAGAUAUAUACUCAGCAAAAAAA
Clarias gariepinus (North African catfish) is the source of this 2851-nucleotide messenger RNA. RefSeq names its product germ cell-less, spermatogenesis associated (gene gmcl1). The transcript has 15 exons. The record is from RefSeq and is a predicted model, not a curated record. Gene Ontology annotation, molecular function: protein binding. The coding region runs from base 271 to 1782 and encodes 503 amino acids. Gene Ontology annotation, biological process: germ cell development. Lineage: Eukaryota; Metazoa; Chordata; Actinopteri; Siluriformes; Clariidae.